This is a messenger RNA of Paraglomus occultum, 199 nucleotides long. The record is from the annotation of a GenBank genome assembly. Lineage: Eukaryota; Fungi; Glomeromycota; Glomeromycetes; Paraglomerales; Paraglomeraceae.
ACGAAGACGAAGACGAGGACGAAGUAUAUUAUACAUUGUCCGAUGAAUUUCUGGAAGCUUUCUAUAAAAAUCCCGAAAAUUUCAAUUUUGACAUUUUUGAUGACGUUCCGCAAAACAUUGAGGAGAACAUAUAUGACCACCGCCGAUCAAUGGAAACCGAAAAUAACGAACAGCACGUGACGCAUGUGUGGCACACGGA